Hevea brasiliensis (rubber tree) is the source of this 1771-nucleotide messenger RNA. Its product is annotated as monooxygenase 2. The transcript has 4 exons. The record is from RefSeq and is a predicted model, not a curated record. Gene Ontology annotation, molecular function: FAD binding. NCBI's taxonomy places the organism in Eukaryota, Viridiplantae, Streptophyta, Magnoliopsida, Malpighiales, Euphorbiaceae. The coding region runs from base 257 to 1588 and encodes 443 amino acids.
AACAGCAAAGCCCAAAAAUUAUUAUUAAUUAGGAAGCUUCCUUCCUGCCCAUCAACCUUAUCAUUUUAUAUAAUUGUUGACCAAAAUCAAAAUGUAAAUAGCCGCCCUGUUUUUAUAUUUUUAUCCAAAAGAGGUUUAAUAAAAUAUAAUUUAAAAAAAAAAAUUAUGAUCUCUGGCUCCAUUCACUGUAGCAUUGAAAGUAGUAUGUUCAAAUCCUGUCAAAUAUGAUGUCUCUAUGAGGUUCUAUAAAUUAUAGAUGCAGUUGCAUCAUAUAUAUGUACACAUAUUACUAUACGCCACCAAACAGAGAAUAGAGGACACAGUGAUGGAAAUUGUCGAAGAUGUGGUGAUCGUUGGUGCUGGGAUUGCUGGGCUGGCCACUGCUGUAGCUUUGAAGAGAGUUGGGGUUGGAGCUUUGAUCUUAGAAAGAUCAGAAACGUUAAGGUCCACCGGUUCAGCCUUAACCCUCUUUCCAAAUGCUUGGCUUGCCCUUGAUGCUCUUGGCGUUUCUCAUAAACUUACUCCCCUUUAUACUCCUACCAUAAGGGGGUCUGUAACCAGAGUAGCUACUGGAGCUGUUCAAGAAAUCUUCUUCUCUGGAAACGGAAGCAAAGCUCAUCAGGGACCCAGAGCAGUUCAUCGCAAAGCUUUAUUAGAAGCUCUAGCACAAGAAUUGCCUCAAGAUUCAAUUCGAUUUUCUUCAAAGUUCACGGCUAUUGAAAAGCAAGAACUUGGAGAUUCUUCCAUUUGUGUACUUCAUUUGGAAGAUGGAACUACUAUCAAAUCAAAGGUUUUGAUCGGUUGUGAUGGGGUGAACUCUGUGGUGGCCAAAUGGCUAGGACUCUCUGCUCCAAUUCAUUCAGGUCGAGCAGCAGUGCGUGGAUUGGCAAUUUUUCCACAAGGCCAUGGGAUGAAGCAAGAAGUCGAGCAAUUUGUGGAUGUUGGCAAAAGGGCUGGUUUCGUUCCUUUAAACCACAAAGAAAUUUACUGGUUUUUAACUUAUUGCCCUGAAGGAGAAAACAUGGCAAGAGACCCAGAACUAAUACAGAAACAAGUGAUUGAGAAGUAUGCAAAGAAUUUUCCAUCACAAUACUUAGACGUAGUCCGACAUGCUGAUCUCUCAACAUUGACAUGGGCUCCAUUGAUGUUGAGAACUCCAUGGAAUCUCAUAUUUGGAAAUCCAAGCAAAGGAAAUAUCACAGUGGCAGGUGAUGCUAUGCACCCAAUGACGCCUGAUCUAGGACAAGGUGGAUGUUCAGCUCUAGAGGAUGCAAUUGUAUUGGGCAGGCACAUAGGAAAUUCUUUUAUCAAGAAUAGACAAGUUCUUGUUGAGGAGGACGUAGCCAGAGCCAUAGAUGGGUAUGUGAAAGAAAGGAGGUGGCGUGUUGCUGGGCUCAUCACUGGGUCGUAUUUGUCAGGUUGGGUUCAGCAAGCUGGUUCUCAGUGGUGGAUGAAAUUUUUAAGGGAUGUAAUUUUCUAUGGAUUCCUCUUCUCUAAGGUCUUUAAUGCUGCAAGCUAUGAUUGUGGAACACUGCCUAGCGUUUCUGCCUCUGGAGAUCUGCAAUAUUCCUCCAAUAAAUCAGACUAGAGCGUAGAGAAUUGUCCAUAUGAUCUUUAAUUGUAUGAGUCACAAUCUUAUGGAGGAAAAUCUGGUUCACAACUGUAGAGUGGGUAAAGAACUAAAUUGAAUUGAUACAGAUAUGGAAAUAUCAUGUUCAUGUAUUAAAAUUAGAAAAAAAAAAUAUCAUAAUUGAAAGAAAAGUUCUGAAAA